This is a messenger RNA of Cuscuta campestris, 2445 nucleotides long. Lineage: Eukaryota; Viridiplantae; Streptophyta; Magnoliopsida; Solanales; Convolvulaceae. The record is from the annotation of a GenBank genome assembly.
UUCCUCCUCAAAUAACAAGAUUUGGGUUUUUUGGCACAUGGAUCACCUCAAUCUUAUUUCUAUUCUGGACAAGGACCAACAUCUUACUUGUCAUUUUAGAAACUUGGUUUUGCACAAAGAUACCAUUAUUACAUCUGUCUAUGGGCAACACACUGGAAGAGAAAUAAAAACCCUAUGGAACAACCUCUGCUCUAUGAUUCCCAGCCAUGAAUGGAUUGUGGGUGGGGAUUUCAACGCUGUGGCUAAUCUCUCUGAACACUCUGGAAGAAUAUCACCCCUACAAUCAGACAUGGAUGACCUCAAUGACUGCCUUGAAAAUUGUGGGCUUAUCAACCCUCGGCUGAUUGGCAACUUAUUUACCUGGUCAGGUAAUAGAAGCAGAGGUAGAGUUCAAAGGAGAUUAGAUAGAGCAGUAGUUAAUGGCACUUUGAUGAACAAUUAUGAUGACAUCACUGUUACUCACCUCAGCUCCACUACAUCUGAUCACAAGCCUAUCCUCCUCCAAUGUCUUCAAAAUCAGAGUUAUGGUCCCAAACCUUUCAGAUUCCAAAACAUGUGGAUGAAUCACAAUAAUUUUCUACAAGUUAUUUCUGAUUUUUGGAAAUCUAGGUCCUAUUUGGGAGGCAUACAUGGGCUAGAUUCUAAACUUAAAGGACUGAAAGCUGUGCUUAAAGAGUGGAAUCUGAAAUCCUUUGGUAAUAUUCAGGAGAAAAUACAAGAUGCAGAAAGGUUGGCAACUUCUGCCCAGGAAUGCUUUGAAGCUGACCAAUCUGAUUUCAACAGGGCCAACUAUAAUAAGGCUAAAGCUGAGCUCAUUAUGGCUAUUGACAAUGAGUUCAACUUCUGGAAACAGAAAGCUAACUUAAAGUGGAUAGAGGAGGGUGACUCUAACACUAAAUUCUUUCAUGCCUAUGUCAAAGGAAGAAGAACCAAGUCCAUGAUCAGAGUUAUUGAAGAUUCUAAUGGUAAACCUAUUACCAAUAUUGAAGUGAUUAAAAAGAUGGCCAUUGAGCACUUUUUCAAUCAAUUCAAUAACAGAAAGUCAGUCUCAAUGUCCCCUAUUCUGGCCUACAUUAACCCUACCAUUACAGAGGAAGACAAUAACCUUCUCACAAUGAUUCCUAGUGAUGAAGAGAUUAAAAAUACAGUUUGGAGCCUCAGCCCAGAUAGUGCACCAGGGCCUGAUGGGUACAAUGGCCACUUCUUUAAGUUUUGCUGGGAAAUCAUUCAUAAGGAUGUCAUUAGUGCAACCCGGGAAUUCUUCCUUGGGGUCCCUGUCCGUAUCAGCUAUGGUAGCACUUUCAUCAGUCUUAUUCCCAAAAUUAAUGAUCCAAAAAACUUUUGUGAUUAUAGGCCUAUCUCUCUUUCAACUUUUAUGAGCAAGAUCAACACUAAGAUCCUGGCCACUAGACUCCAAAAAAUUCUUCAUAAGGUGGUUUCAGUUGAACAAACAGGAUUUCAAACUCUUAAAGGGGUUAAGGAACAAAUCUUACUCAUUGAAGAAAUGGUACACAGGAUUGACAACAACACCAGGAGUGGCAACUUGGUGAUCAAACUAGACAUGGCUAAGGCUUUUGAUAAUAUGGAAUGGGAGUAUAUCAGUAAUAUGCUUAGACAAAUGGGGUUCUCUGCAUUUGUCACUACCCUUCUUUUAGCAAAUCUUGAAGCUUCUCAACUCUCAAUCUUAAUAAAUGGGAGUCCAUGUGGUUUUUUCAAGAUGAUGAGGGGUGUUAAACAGGGUGACCCCUUAUCCCCCCUUCUGUUUAUUCUUGCAAGUGAGGGCCUUAGCAGAAUGUUAAAGAAAACCAUGGAGUCAGGCUACAUUUCUCCUUUCAACACUGGUAGGAACAUAUUAAUUAGCCACUUGGCUUUUGCUGAUGACAUUAUUAUCUUCAGUAAAGGGGAUGGUUGUUAGAAUAAAGGCCCAACGCUAGAGGGGGGGUGAAUAGCGUUUAAAAACAAAAUCGCAGGAAAUUAAAACGAGAGCGUUAAAGUAAAGAGCGUAAAGAAGGAGCACACCGGAUUUUAUCCUGGUUCACCACAACGUGUGGCUAAUCCAGCCCCCCGAGAGACUCUCUCGAGCUACACUAACUCCGUUAAGCUUAAGGGUGCUUAACAAACCGAUACAACUUGAGAACCCGAGUCACACGAGCCUCAACACCUUUGCUCGGAGAUACCGCACUCCAAGACUUCUCACGAAGGAACAAGAAACUUCCUCCGAGUUUACAACAAGGGAACAAACUCCCUUAAAGUGUAUGAAAACACUUAAACACUCAGGAAUGAAACUCUCACAAAGAGUAGAUAAGAGUGAACUAGUAAACGCUCAAGAACACGACAAUUUCUUCAAGAAUUGGCUCUCAAAUAGCUAAGAAAAGUAGAAAUGCUUAUGCAAUGAAUGAGUAUUGAAAAUGUUGAAGAAUUGUGUGUAAAAUGAGAGGAUUUGGG